AACUAUUCAGUAAUUCAUGGCCCACAAGUAUAAUUUUUGUGUAUUAUGAAUCACUAGAAACAAUAUAACACAGAAUAAGAGAUGUAUUCCUGCCAAAAUGAAAAUGUACGUAACUACAGAAAACGGGAGAACUUGACAUAAUCACUUUGUAAAAAAGCUGGCCAAAUGACAAGUCAAUGAAUGCGACAUUAGUCCCAAGCCGUGCGGCAUUCUGGGUCUUGAAGUUGUCAUCUAAGGUUCCAUUCGUUGUUCUUCCUUUGGUAGAUACAUUAGAACUACAUUUCCCAUCUGGCUGUUAUCAGUACCCAGAAACUACCCGCCCCUUUACAGGACAAGUUUUAAAACACGACUAAUAGCACGUAGGCAUAUAACUUCUGAUCAUGUCCAUACUCAUUGAUCAGUCACUGCUGUCACUUCACUGGAGCUAGAAGAACCUGGUGUUUCUCUUGCAAAUGGCGUCCGUCGUUCUCUUAUCUGUAAAGCAGACGGCUCAGACCAAAGCCAAACGGUGUUUAGGUACACGCUUAAGGGGUCUCGCAGGUGCAGAUGGUCCAUCCGUGACUUUGCUUUCGGGAAAGGAAUGGCUUUCCAGGGGCUUGAGUUUACGGUUCAUGUCCCAUGGGACCGCAGGCCGGUCCGGAGCCGGAGCAGCCAGAAGGGGAGUCCUAGCGUUCAGUGGCGCCGCGGCAGUCACAGCAACAGCGGUAGUGGGCUUGUUGGCCAACGCUAACCACUUCCAGCGAGCAGAGAUGGCCACCAGGAUCCCUCAAAAUGCAAAGAAGAAGAAGGAGGAGAAAGAAGAAGAGGGGAGCAUUGCAGAAAGAUGCCGGGGUUUUAUGUCUGCUCCGGUGACCGACAUCAGUGUGCUGGAGAAAAGGAAAGAUGAGAUGAGUACCAAGAUGGAGAUGCUGAUCAUGGAGACUCAGGCUGAGUUCUGCAAAGCCCUGGAGGGAGUGGACGGUGGAACAUUCAAGGUGGACAAAUGGGAAAGGAAGGAAGGUGGAGGAGGGAUCAGUUGUGUGAUGCAGGAUGGAAAGGUGUUUGAGAAGGCAGGCGUUAAUGUGUCGGUGGUGUUCGGGUAUCUGACUGAGGAGGCUGCGAAACAAAUGAGGAGCAGAGGAAAAGUCCUCAAAGGAAAAGAUGGUAAGCUGCCAUUCUGUGCUAUGGGUGUGAGCUCCGUCAUUCACCCCAAGAACCCCCACAUACCCACAGUGCACUUCAACUACAGAUACUUUGAAAUAGAGGAGGAGGAUGGCUCCAAGCAGUGGUGGUUCGGUGGAGGAACAGACCUGACUCCAGUGUAUAUUGAUAAAGAAGAUGCCUUUCUCUUCCACAACACCCUGAAGGAGGCCUGUGACAAACACCACCCGAAGUACUACGCAGACUUUAAAAAAUGGUGUGACCGGUACUUCUACAUCCGCCACAGAGGAGAGACUCGGGGUAUCGGAGGGAUCUUCUUUGAUGACCUAGAUUCCCCAACUCAGAAGGAGGUGUUCAACUUCGUCAAGAGCUGCGCUCAAACUGUGGUGCCCUGUUACCUUCCCAUUGUGAAAAAACAUCUUAAUGACUCCUUCACUCCUGAAGAGAAGGACUGGCAGCAGGUGCGACGAGGAAGAUAUGUGGAGUUUAACCUGGUGUAUGACAGGGGAGUGAAGUUUGGCCUUGCCACGCCUGGCUCCAGAAUUGAGAGCAUCCUUAUGUCCCUCCCCUUGACAGCGAGGUGGGAGUACAUGCACGAGCCUGCCAAAGGUUCCCGGGAAGCCGAGAUGCUGGAGGUACUCCGAAACCCAAAGGAUUGGGCGUGAGCGCCGCAGUCAUAGGCUUACAUAAAGAACCACGUUUGUAGUAUUUUUGUAAAGCUGUGACCUGUUUUGCAAGAUAUUUAUAAAGGAUUAUCAGGUUUCAUCAAUUGUCUGAGGAUUUGCACUGUUAAUUUUCUUUGUUCCAUGUUUUCUAUCAGCCUUGUUAAAAGCUUUAAAAAUAAUGUUUAAUAACUGAGCUUUGUGCCAUUUGUCUCUUCCUGGUAGAAUCUUCACAGAUUAUCUCACUAUAGAAUAAACAUGUCUUUCUUUGUUUUGAAGUUGCCAAUGACCUGGAGUAUUCUCCAUAUUUUUUAACGAAGCACUGAAAGGGAUAAGGACAAACUGAAUGUAUGUGCUUUAACCACUGGUGUCUCAGCAACAAUAAAUCUGAUUUUGACAUUCA
This is a messenger RNA of Girardinichthys multiradiatus, 2205 nucleotides long. RefSeq names its product coproporphyrinogen oxidase (gene cpox). NCBI's taxonomy places the organism in Eukaryota, Metazoa, Chordata, Actinopteri, Cyprinodontiformes, Goodeidae. Gene Ontology annotation, molecular function: coproporphyrinogen oxidase activity. The record is from RefSeq and is a predicted model, not a curated record. Bases 453 to 1805 code for a protein of 450 amino acids. The transcript is spliced from 7 exons. Gene Ontology annotation, cellular component: mitochondrial intermembrane space; cytoplasm.